Messenger RNA from Kwoniella shivajii, 315 nucleotides. RefSeq lists its product as uncharacterized. The record is from RefSeq and is a predicted model, not a curated record. NCBI's taxonomy places the organism in Eukaryota, Fungi, Basidiomycota, Tremellomycetes, Tremellales, Cryptococcaceae. The transcript has 2 exons. Bases 1 to 315 code for a protein of 104 amino acids.
AUGUCUAGUAACAGUACUAGCGGUUCCAAUGUGUUCACUACCGCUAUGAAUCUUCUUGGUCAUAAUUGGAACACCGAUACAACCGCGCCAACGACUACAAGUACAAACAACCCGAAUGAUGUCUGCAUAGCUGGCGGAUAUUUCCGUCCAUACUUGUCACGCCCAUCACAAACAGCCAACACCGCUACCAAUAGUCAAACUCAAACUAGAAACGAACUCGGAGCUGGUACCAGCAAUGGCAAUGGUGACGGAAGUAAAGCUGCCGAUCAUGCAGAAGAUGUCGCUGAUGAUUCGAGAGCUGAUGAAGAGAAGUAA